This is a messenger RNA of Culex quinquefasciatus (southern house mosquito), 1190 nucleotides long. Its product is annotated as zinc finger protein 615. Gene Ontology annotation, cellular component: nucleus. The record is from RefSeq and is a predicted model, not a curated record. Gene Ontology annotation, molecular function: zinc ion binding; DNA-binding transcription factor activity, RNA polymerase II-specific; RNA polymerase II cis-regulatory region sequence-specific DNA binding. Bases 25 to 1161 code for a protein of 378 amino acids. NCBI's taxonomy places the organism in Eukaryota, Metazoa, Arthropoda, Insecta, Diptera, Culicidae. Gene Ontology annotation, biological process: regulation of DNA-templated transcription. The transcript has 4 exons.
UUUUAUGAAAUUUCUUGUUUUAAAAUGGUAAUGUGUCGACUUUGUGGAAAAAAUUCUCCUAAGAAUGACAUUCUUAAGAAAGACCGUCACUUCCAGGAAAAGGCCAACGACGUAAUUUGUAUGUGGCUCAUAACCAACAAAGACUCCUUGCCGAACGACGUCUGCGACCCGUGCCAAACCCAAGUGGAACAAUGCUACACCUUCAAACAUGCCUGUCGAUCAACCCAACAUGCCUUCAAAACCGGCGCCCUUGCCCUUCCCAAGCCACCAGCCCCCCUGGUGGACUGUUCCGACAUCGUGCAGCAAACGCUGGACCUCAUCACGAGUUUGGCCCCGCCGCGAAAGCGCGGCCGACCCCCAAAAGAGAACCGGCAACCACCGGUCGAGACUGUGACGGUCAGAGUGGUCAAGAUGAGGCGCAAAAAUGGCCACCGACUGAUGCCGUACCAGGACGAGAACGGGAACCGGCUGCUCGUGCCGCGACCGUGGGCCCGCAAGUACAAGGAAGCGGCCUACAUGUCGACGGAACAGUACCGGAAGUACGCCACCCGGAUGGACGUCAAGGCGCGGCCCAAGAAGACGAUCGUGUGCGACGAGUGCGGGAAGGAGAUUCCCGAGACGCGGAUCGAUGGCCACCGGAACAGGCACCUCGGGUUGACGCCGUACGAGUGUGAAAAGUGCGGCGACAGGUUCCACUGCAAGAUGAACCGGCGGAACCACGAGCUGAGGAACCACGUUGUGGGGGAGAAGCGGUCGUGCGAGACCUGCGGCAAGGAGUUUACCAGCAACAUGACCUACAAGCAGCACGUACGGGUGGUCCACGGGGAACGCCGCUAUGCGUGCACCAUUUGUCCGCUGAAGAUGGCAUCCAAGACCGCCCUAACGACACAUCUGAAGAUGCACAACCAAACGCGGGACUUCAAGUGUGCCGAGUGCGGGAAGAAGUUCUACGCCAAGUCGGUGCUCAACAUUCAUAUGCGGACCCAUAGCGGGGAGCGGCCUUACCGGUGCAGCGUGGAGGGUUGUGGGGGCGAAGGGUUCGUACACCGGAACAUGUACGUGUUUCACAUGGAGCGGAACCAUCCGGGGGAGCCGUUGAUGUACCUGGAGGCAAAAGGCAGGAUUAAAGAGUCGUGGAGGAAGAAGUUGGCCAGUGUUUAGGCUUCCUGCAGGAGUUGUGAAGAAUUUAA